UUGCAUUGCUAAACAAUCCGUGGAGUGGGCCGAGUACAAAAUACAGCGAUUUUUUUCUCUCUUUUUUAUACAAUAAGACCCUCCUCUUACUAUUGUCAAUGUUCUCACAGGGUCUUGCCUUCGGUCGACAGGGCGGCCGCAGCGGGUGACCAAAGACAAGCGUCUCGACAUUCAAGUGAACGCGCGUGCAUGCGGCGGGGGCGCGGAGGGCACUUCAUUUUGCGCAUUGGGUCCUGCGAGCCCGUAAAGCUAGUAAAACCACAGAAAUAAGCUCUUUUGCUUGCCCGAGGUGGAGUGACGUUCUUUCCAGGGAAAGCACAGGGAUCCACAUAAACAUGUUUGUUGAACUACGUGGCUUGAGUUUGUCGUCCAGCAAAAGAAUGUUGUCAGUUGUAUUAUGUAUCAUGUGCUGCAUUCACUAUGGGAAAAGUCAGACGUGCACAGAUGGGUUUACUUUUGAUCGCCGUUCCAGACAGUGUAUGGACAUUGAUGAGUGCCGGAUACUGCCAGACCCAUGUCGGGGUGACAUGCAAUGUGUAAACCAGAAUGGAGGAUACUUGUGCAUGCCCCGUGGACUCUACUCUCAGUCCUACGGCCGGAACAGUCCACGCCCCUACCCUGAGCCUUCCUAUCCUGAAGAACCCUACCCUGACAGAUCACUGGGUUAUUCUGAAACUUACAGUGCUCCAGUGGCUCCAGUGGUUCCUGGCUCUGGUCCAGGCCCUGGUCCCAGUUACCCAAUAGUGAGCCGGUCCACUCCCUGUCUCCUUGGAUAUACAUUCAGUGCUGAUGGCACUUGUGUUGAUGUGGAUGAGUGUGAGGCAGAAUCACAUCAGUGUAACCCUACGCAGGUGUGUAUAAAUACAGCCGGUGGAUAUACCUGCUCAUGUACUGAGGGCUACUGGCUGGUGGGUGGACAGUGCCAAGACAUUGAUGAGUGUCGAUAUGGUUACUGCCAGCAGCUGUGUGCUAACGUCCCUGGCUCAUAUUCCUGUUCCUGUAGCCCUGGAUUUCUUCUUAAUACGGAUGCCAGGACAUGCCAAGAUGUGGACGAGUGUGUAACAGACCCAUGCUCUCAUGGCUGCUUGAACACGUACGGCUCAUUCAUGUGCACCUGUGAUGAAGGCUUCGAACUUGCAGCUGAUGGCACCACCUGCAAUGAUCUGGACGAGUGCAGUUUCUCAGACUUCCUUUGUCAGCACACAUGUGUGAAUGCACCAGGAUCAUUCUCCUGCGUGUGUCCAUCUGGAUAUUACGUGUAUGAGGAUGGAAGAAGCUGUGAAGACCUCAAUGAAUGUGAGUCUGGUAACAACACCUGCACAACAGAACAAGUGUGUUUCAAUUUCCAGGGAGGUUACACAUGUCUGAACCCUCUUAGAUGUGAUCCACCUUACAUAGAGCUCAGUGACAAUCAGUGCAUGUGUUCUGCGGAGAAUCCCGCAUGUCGGGAUCGACCGUUUACUGUCCUGUACAGGCACAUGGAUUUGUCUUCAGGCCGCAGUGUUCCUGCAGAUAUAUUUCAGAUGCAGGCCACUACACGUUACCCUGGAGCAUUUUACAUCUUUCAGAUUAAGUCUGGCAAUGAGGGAAGAGAGUUUUACAUGCGGCAAACCAGUAAUAUCAGUGCAACUCUGGUUCUGGCCCGACCCAUCAAAGGACCAAAGACCGUCGUUCUAGACCUAGAGAUGGUUACUGUUAACAACGUCAUCAACUUUCGAGGCAGUUCAAUCAUUCGUCUCACAAUAUUUGUCUCCGAACAUCCAUUCUGAGGCUUUACCAAUGAACCUCUGACCUCUCACCUCCAUAAUGGACCUCCUGUUACUGCACUACCCAUCAGGCAGCUGCAUUUCCUCAUUGUAUUUGUUCUGUGGUUCUGGACUCCCAUGUUUUCAUCACACUCUGUCCGCUGUAUAGCAGGUGGAGUUGGUGAUUUUUGAUAUUUCAUGAUGCAGGUGUUCAAUUAGGCUGCCUGGCUGUCGCAGUCACACACACACACACACACACACACACACACACACACACACACACACACACACACAUGUACCCGUACACAGAAGAAUAUUUAUGUUGUGUUUCUUUGGUCUUGUUCAUUUGUCCCUUUGUGCAUUUUUCCUCCAAAGCUGAAGUGUCUCUUUUUAAAGCUGAACUUGGUUUUCUAAACGUUAUUGGCACCUUUAUCACAUUGUCUCACUGUGACUGUGAGGGCCGCUUUUAUUUGGUCCUAACUUCUGAGGACUCAAAACAGUGAGAGAGCUACCAGGAUUAGGAUACCAGGAUUGCUGCAAAAUAAUUUUAAAUAAAAAUGUCCAAAUUAACCCCAACAGGAGGCAGCACACCUGUCACUCAGUCUUAAAAAAACCUUUGUUUUGGUGCAGAAUUUCUUAUUGUUGGAUCUGUGCAGAAUUUCCUCUCUAUAUGUUUUUUUUUGACAGGUAAAAAAGAGCCUGGUCAGUCAAUAAAUAAACAUUUGAUGACCUGAA
Messenger RNA from Danio aesculapii, 2480 nucleotides. RefSeq names its product fibulin 5 (gene fbln5). The record is from RefSeq and is a predicted model, not a curated record. The transcript has 11 exons. Gene Ontology annotation, molecular function: calcium ion binding. The coding region runs from base 336 to 1769 and encodes 477 amino acids. NCBI's taxonomy places the organism in Eukaryota, Metazoa, Chordata, Actinopteri, Cypriniformes, Danionidae.